Blepharisma stoltei is the source of this 1322-nucleotide messenger RNA. The record is from the annotation of a GenBank genome assembly. Lineage: Eukaryota; Ciliophora; Heterotrichea; Heterotrichida; Blepharismidae.
AUGAAUAAAUAUGACAAUAAAGGUCAAGUCUUUCGGUCAAUUAGAAAAAUAGCAGAAAACCAUCGGCCAAAUAUAUUUGCCUUUAAAAGAGCUCCUAAAGACAACUGCAAAUGGCUACAGAUUUUUCUUGCAGGUAUUGCAGGACCCUCUGAAACUCCAUAUGAAGGUGGAAUAUUUUAUAUCUCGAUUUCCCUUUUAGACACCUUUUAUAAUUAUAAGUUCCAGUUUCUUACAAAAAUUUUACACCCGAACAUAAGCGAUGACGGAAUUAUUCAGAUCGAAAUGCCCAGUAGAUAUAAACAAGAUAUAGAAGAUGGACUUAUAUGAAUAAUCGAGCUUUUGAAGAAACCAAAAUGGGAAUUAGCCACAAAUCAAGAAUUAGUGCAAAUUUAUAACGAAAAUGAAGAGAAAUACUUUUCUUAUGUUGAAGAAGCUACAGCUAUGUAUGGUUUUGCUGUAAAAAACAACCAAGUGGUUUUUCUGCUCCAUUUUUGCCGUCAAAAAUGGCGGAGGUUUGUUUUCCAAAAAAAAAAAACCCAAUGGUGUUUUCAAAAAAAUAUUCUGAAAACAAAAUACUUGUGUUUUUUUGCAUGAAAAAACAGCUUUUUGAAAGUAUUUGAUCGGGUAUAAUUAUUUUAGCUAGAGAUUAUCCUUUAGUAUCUAAUAUAUAACGACUUGCUACAAUUUAUAAACCUUAAAAUAUAAAUUAAAUGAAGAAAGAAAUUGCAUUGCAUCCUAACCAAUAUUUUUUUCGACCAUUAAUGUUUUUUAUCCAAAAAUCGCAUGAAAAAAGCCUAAUAAAAAUGAAAAAUGCAUUAGAAAGCCCUGCAUGGUUAUGAAUUCAAGAUUUAGAUUUUUAUAGUAAAUGCAGCUCAAUUGAUAAAAUUUGCAAUCAGCAACUGAUAUUAAAUGAUUAUAGAUAUCUGUGAUGGAAAUAUUGAACCAAAAACGACAGGUGUUUUUUACUCUAAAAUUUCGUCACAUGCAUUUAUUAUUGUAUUAUGAGCUAGAGAUCUACCUAAAUAUAUAUUAGAGAAAUCUAAAUUUUGAAUUACUAUUCGUUUAGAGCUUUCUAAUUAUUGCUAUUAUAUGUACUUUUCAAUCUUUAUUAAAAAAUUUAGAGUCAAAAAAAUAUAUUGGUUAAGAUAUAAUGCGAUUUCUUUCUUUAUUUAACUUAUAAUUUAGCUUUUAGAAUUUAGAUUUUAGAUUUUAGCAAGUCUUUAUAUUAGAUCUUUAAGGCCAAUAUUUAACUAAAAUCAUUAAAUCUAGAUAAAAUACUUUCAAAAGUUUUUCCUGAUAACCCGGCUAUGUAUGCAAUUUAA